GACAAAAACCUUUGUCACCGGAGCCACACACGUGCUGGUACAGGGGGACGAUGCAGAGUCACGUUGCCGCGCUGAUACUGGGCGUUGUGAUUAUUGGAUGCAUCAACGUUGCAGUAUGCGAGGGCCCCUGGUGUUAUGACUGUGACAAGGCUGUGAAACCUGCUUCUUGUAGGGAGAUUAUCAAGUGCCAAGACGACGAACAAUGCUAUGCGUCAUCGACAGGAAUCAGCCCAACGCAGUACACGGCAGGGUGCAGAAAGAAGCAGCUAUGUCAAGGUACAGGGUCGGUGGCAGGCGGGAGCAGCCCGCACGGGUGUGAGGAAUGUUGUAUCGGCGACCACUGCAACUCCAAGCUGUGUGGCGGACUCCCUGUUCCUAUGGGAGGUAACCGACUGUGUCUGCAGUGCGAGGCAGUUCGCCAUCCCAGCCAGUGCUCCACAGUGUCCAAGUGUGGCCAUGACAAGUACUGCUCCAUUUGGAAGAUGUACAAGUUUCAAAUGACGUUUUAUGACCUCGGUUGUCUUGAGAAGACGAAAUGUGACGGACACAUGAAGGGGGUGGAUGAACUCUCUCAUGGAGGCUUCAUAUGCUGUAAUGAUGAUUUGUGUAACAGCCAUGAAAACAACAACCACCUGACGCCAGCACCAACUCAACCUGCUACAACCACAUCUCAGCCUGCAACGACAAUCAGAGCGAGGAACAUAAAAUGUAAAAAGUGUGCGAUUGUCCAACAGCCAGCCUUUUGCUCGAGCGAGACAGAGUGUGGACCAGACCAGUAUUGCUCAGUAAGAAAGGUCUUCAGGUUUGGACUGGCCUCUUAUGAACUAGGAUGUGAAGAGAAGUCGGAGUGUGUAGGCCACAUGACGACUUUGGGUGAAGCAGGGUUCCGCUGUUGUAAUGAAGAUCGCUGUAACGCUAACGUCAACCCAAAGAAACCUUCUUCUCUGAUCCCAAUGGCCCCUGACAUAAUGAACACGAACCAGACUGUAAACGUCAUCGUGGGAAAAACUGUUCUUCUGUUGUGUAAUGUAACCGGCAAUCCUGAGCCAUCGGUCACAUGGACAUAUAAUAAACAGGGGAACCCAAAUGCCCACCCGAUGGGAUCAACGUUGGCGAUAUCGUCCGCAAACGAGAAAAACGAGGGAAUAUACAGAUGUGUCGCUAACAACACCCUUGGAACCAAGGAGGGCAUUGUCCAUCUGCAUGUUAUAGGACCAGUUUCUGUGAAAGGAGAGCCUCCAAUCGUGGUCAUCAGCCCUGGAAUGAGAGCAGUUAGGUUGAAAUGCGUGGGAGAAGGGAUUCCUUCACCUUCUGUUACCUUGAGUAAAUAUGGCGAAGACAUCAGCGCUGAUAAGUCGUAUCGAUACUUCCGUCUUGUCGAGAUACUGAUCAUUGGGAUCACAGAGGCCAACGUGCUGAAGUAUGAUGGUGUCUAUAUCUGUAAUGCUACAAAUGGGCACACAUCAGCUGUAGCCUAUCAGAUAGUGCCCUUUGUCCACCUGGAAGCACACAGCCUGAUUUAUCUCCCAUCAGCACUGAGUUUGAUCUGGUAA
Molecule: messenger RNA, 1553 nt
Organism: Haliotis rufescens (red abalone)
Lineage: Eukaryota; Metazoa; Mollusca; Gastropoda; Lepetellida; Haliotidae
Exons: 15
Coding region: 51-1553 (500 amino acids)
Biological process (GO): axon guidance; dendrite self-avoidance; homophilic cell-cell adhesion
Cellular component (GO): plasma membrane; axon
Molecular function (GO): cell-cell adhesion mediator activity
Source: RefSeq, a predicted model, not a curated record